Molecule: messenger RNA, 5919 nt
Organism: Pediculus humanus corporis (human body louse)
Lineage: Eukaryota; Metazoa; Arthropoda; Insecta; Psocodea; Pediculidae
Exons: 18
Coding region: 1-5919 (1972 amino acids)
Biological process (GO): homophilic cell-cell adhesion
Cellular component (GO): plasma membrane
Molecular function (GO): calcium ion binding
Source: RefSeq, a predicted model, not a curated record
AUGCGAAACCAAAUAAAAAUUUUCAUAACACUCGUGCUAUUAUGCGUCAUUUCAAAUGCUCAAUUAAAUAAUAGUAAUAAUAAUAAUAAUAAUAACGGAGUUAAUCGUGCUCCACAAUUUUUACCCAAUGGCGAUAUGUCAAGAUUUGCCAUACCAGAAGACACACCGCCUGGAACUCCAGUCUACAGACUCUUAGGUACCGAUCCAGAAGGUUCCAGAGUAUUUUAUAGCAUAAGCGGUGAAUAUUUCACGGUCGAUAAAAAUACCGGAAUCGUAUCGACUUUGAAAAGUUUCGACAGAGAAACGGAAGACAUCGUAUCGGUCGUUAUAAGCAUAACCGACGAAAGUUUCGAUGGUUCCGAACCAAACACGGUAUCUCAUUUGAGACAAAUUCCAAUAUUGGAUAUUAAUGAUAAUUAUCCGACAUUUUACAAUAGGCCAUACAGUAUUAGUUUAUUUGAAAAUACGCCGGUUGGAAAAGUUAUUUUCGAUAACAUAACGGUUCAAGAUAAAGAUGGCGGAAUAAAUGGAGACGUCAUAUUGUCUUGCACGCCACCGGAUGACGAAACGUGUAAAACAUUUGACGUCACCACCGAAAAGUUAGCCGAGGGUCUUUUCAAAGGCGUCAUCACCCUUUUAAAACCUUUGGAUUACGAAUCGAGAACUUCGUACAGUUUGUCCGUCAAGGCGACAGAUCGUGCCAAAGAUCCCAAUCGUAGACUCACGUCGACGGCAAACAUAAACAUAAACGUUCUAGAUAUACAAGAUCAAGCUCCGGUUUUUAUAAAUUCACCAUAUUCAUCAACGGUUUUGGAAAACACGAAAGAGGGUACCGUCAUUUUAAGAGUCGGAGCAAGAGAUGGCGAUAUCGGAGAUCCCCGAACCGUUCGUAUCGAAAUACGAGAUGAUCAUUUGGGAUAUUUCCAACUCGAACCUCUUUACGAUUAUGACGACGCCGAUGAAAAUUCAUUUGAAAGUUAUUACGAUGUCGUAACGACGGAAAUACCGUUAGAUCGUGAAAAUCCGGAAAUACUUCAAAAUGGUGGAAUAUAUACUUUUACUUUAAGAGCUACCGAAUUAAUAAAUAACGAACUACCAGCCGAUUAUACGGACACAACCGUUACGAUUGUUAUCAUGGAUGAAGACGACCAGUUACCCACAUUCAAUCAGGAUGUUUACCAUUUGAACGUAUCGGAAAAUAUAGCCGUCGAUUCUCCACUACCCGGAUUAAACAUGAUAAUUAACGACGAAGACAUCGGUGAAAAUGCAAAAUAUUAUCUUUCCCUAGAAGAAAUCGAAAACGUUUAUAACACUUUCGUGGUACGACCUGAAUCAGGUACCGGAAGAACCGCGGUUGUCGUACGAGUGAACGAUACAAAAAAUUUGGAUUACGAUGUCGAAGAUGAAAAUUUAAGAACGUUGAUAUUCGACGUUGUCGCACAUACGUCAAAAGAAAACAAAGUUAAGAGAGAAGUUGCAAGAAGUAGAGUUUUCGUACAUUUGGAAGAUGCCAACGACAACGCCCCUGAAUUUUCAAGUUUGUCUUAUCACGUUUUGGUACCUGAAAAUACGGCGCCAAAUACUUUGAUAUACAACGUGAGCGCAACAGAUCGCGACAGCGGAAUUUUCGGACAAAUAAAAUAUUACCUCAAAGGUUUCGAAGCGAAUAAAUUUAAAACGAAUCUUCACAAGGGUGGAAUUUACACAUCGACCUAUAAUUUAGAUUACGAAACUCAAAAAUCGUACACGUUGAAUUUGAUUGCGAUCGAUGGAGGAAACAAAACAUCUUCGGUAAACGUUUACAUCGACGUAGACGAUUUGAACGAUAACAAACCAACGUUCGAACUCAAAGAAUACAAUAGAAUCCUUCGGGAGGGUGCUCAAUCCUUCCAACCGGAAUUUUUCGUUCGUGCCACUGAUGCCGACGGACCCAAACACGGGGGUGAAAAAAUAUUCUACGAAAUAAUAUCGAAAAAUUACAUAAGGGAUGUUUUUUCGAUCGACGAAAAUACCGGAGAACUCAUCAUCGAAGAACCCGUAUCCUCGAGCGACACACCCAAAGGACAAUACGAAAUGGUUAUAAGAGGAUGGGACUAUGGGAUACCUAAAAUGUACGACGAUGCGAGAGUGAAUAUACGAGUCGGAGUCGUCGGUAAUCAACGACCGUAUUUCAAAGGAAAUGCAAAAAACAAAAACGGAAUAUCCAUCUAUAAGGUAAACAUUAGAGAAAACAUACAACCGAACGUGGUUGUAAAAAAAUUAGAAGGCGUGGAUCCAGAUGGAAUCAAUUCGAAAUUAAUUUACCGUAUAGCAGACGGUGGAAAAGACAAUUUCGUUUUGGACGAAACUACGGGAAUAUUAAAAACGUCACCGUAUUCGAAUUUCGAUUUGGAAAACAAUCCGAACAAUUACGAACUUCACGUGAUAACGAUCGAUUCGGGUACACCGGUACCGGAAACGGGUACGACUUCCGUUUUGAUAACCGUCGAAGAUGUCAAUAACAAACCGCCGCAUUUUCAAGAGCCCACUUUUUCGGAAUACGUUAACGAAAACGCGGAAAUAAAUUCGACCGUUAUAACCGUUCGAGCGAACGAUUCCGACGUGAACAGUAAAAUCGUUUAUAAAAUUAUAAAACCCAUUAAAAUUUACAACAAAGCCGGUUUGCUCACACAAACCGACGACGACAUAUUCGUCGUAAACAACGAAACCGGGGAAAUAAUACUCAACGCGACGCUCCAACACGAUAUAAUCAAUUACGUCAUAUUAAAAGUGGAAGGAGAAGAUGUGAACGCGGAAGAAAACGAACAAAAAACCACGACGGAAAUAAUGUUGUACGUACAAGCGAGCGACAAUACGAAUCCCGUUUUUUUAACAACGAAUUGGACCGUUAAAAAUCCCAUAAUUAAAAUUAAAAUUAACGAAGAAGUCGAUGUGAACACGAUAGUGUAUAAAUUAAAAGCGAGGGAUCCCAUAAAAAACAAAACGAAAAUAAAAUACGAAUCCACUAAAAACGAUCACUACGACAUAUUUAACGUGAGCGAAAACGGAAACGUUAUUAUCCUUAAAAAAUUAGAUUAUGAAAAAAUCGAACGGAAAAUCUAUAACGUGAGCGUUCGUGCCAUCGUCAACGAGGAUCCCUAUCAGGAUAUUAAAAAUACAAAAGAAACCGUCGUGGAAUUAAAAAAUCUACCGAAAAUCCGUUACACGGAUUCCGUUUUAAUCAUCGAAAUCCUCAACAUAAACGAUAAUCCCCCCAUUUUCGACGAGGAUACGUACACGAAAAGAGUUUUGGAAAACGUACAAUAUCCGGAAAUAGUAUUAACCGUAAAAGCCGUGGAUUUAGACAACGAUACCAUAGCGUACACGAUAAGCGGUGAAAAUUCAAAUUAUUUCAUUGUGAAUGAAACGUCCGGAGAAAUAAGAGUCGCGCAAAACGUGUCGCUAGACAGAGAAAAACGUAGCUUUUAUAAAUUUAACGUAACGGCAAGCGAUAAAAAUUUAUCUUUUGGCACGAAAAUCCACAAAACGACAGUUCAAGCCGUGAUCGAAGUUUUAGACGUGAACGACAAUCCUCCCGUUUUCAAUGAGAAAAUCUAUUCGACCGUCGUACCUGAAAACGUCGACGUGGGUACAAACAUAAUAACGGUACAAGCGACGGAUUUGGAUUUGGGCCUUUCCGGACAAGUAUCGUAUCAAAUCGUUGACGAAACCGAAGCCGUGGGUUUUUUCAAAAUCAAUUCCGACACCGGAGAAAUCGUAACGGAUAAAAUAUUAACCGGAAAAGGAAGAGCGGAACCUUAUAACAUAGUCGUCAGAGCUUCCGAUAAAGGGGAUCACGUUUUAGGUUACCAAAAAUCACUAUCGUCGGAAGUCACCCUGAGCAUUUACGUGGGAGACGUUAUUAAAAAUGAUGGUGUACCUAUUUUUAUAAAACCUGCACUCAAUCAAGUCAUUGAAUUAUCGGAAAAUGCAUCGGUCAACACUCCAGUGUUUCAAGCAAUCGCAACGGAUCCAGAUAAUUCGAAUACUCCGGAAGGGGAAAUAAGGUAUAAAUUCUUGGAUGACGAUGGAAAUUCGGGAAAAGAAAAUCCAUUUAAAAUACAUUCGGAAACGGGUUUGAUAUCGACCAAAUUACCAUUGGAUAGAGAAAAACAAAGUUCGUACGAUUUGAUUAUCGUGGCACAAGACAGAGGAGAUGUACCACAGCAAGCCAUUAGAAAACUUCACAUCGAAAUAUUAGACGUGGACGAUCACAAGCCAUAUUUUAAAAGAUCCAUAGAUGAAUCACCGAUCGUCAUGAAAGUAACGGAAGAAAGUCCACCGGAAACGGAAGUCGGAUUAAUACAAGCCAUAGAUGACGACAUUGGAGAAAACGCCAUGAUCGAUUACGUCAUUUCCAACGGAAACGACGAUAAUUUAUUUACCAUAACGAGAACGGAUGAUAAUUUCGGACUAAUUCGAACCGCCGGAAGAUUGGAUAGAGAAAAAACAAAAAAUCAUCUUCUAACUGUAAAAUGUUUUAAAUUUUCUCAAGAUUCGAAAAAAUUAAAUUACCUACGUCCCUACAACAGACAAGAUCCUUCCGAAAGGCAAAUUCUCAUUCUCAUCGAAGACAUCGACGACAACGAUCCGAAAUUCACGAAGACAAACAUGUCGAUCGGCGUCAGACUGAACGUGCCUCCGGACACGUCUUUGGUGACGCUACAAGCGACGGACGAAGACGAAAAUGCAGCCCCUAUAGAAUAUUACAUAAGCCAAAUACUUUUCACGAGCCUUGCCAAAGACGAUCAUUUCACAGCCGUCAUAAACGCGUCGGAAAAAAUAUUUUCCAUAGAUAAAAAAACGGGAGAAUUGAAAACGGGUACGUCCCUGCAAAAAUACUCAAACGGUUUUUUCGAAAUCGCCAUAUUGGCUAACAAUACGGAAGAACAUUCGAGAAGAGCCAACAACACGAUAAGGGUUUUCAUGCUGAGAGACAAAGCGCUAAUGAAAUUAGUUUUGAACGAUCCGCCGACGGAAGUGAAAAAAAAAAUACCGGAAAUAGAACUCGCAUUGGCAUCGGCUGCUGGAGUUCCUCUCGUUAAUAUUUACGACGUACAAUUUCAUUCGAAACCCGAUGGAAGUUUGGACUUUAGUUCGACAAGUUCUUGUUUUCAAAUGAUCGGAAAAGAACCCUACAGCGUUGAAAAUAUGGAAUCCAUAUUGAACGAUCCGAAACAUAAAAAUUUCAAAAAAGUUUUUUCAAAAUUCAACAUACAGGAAGUGACGAGAUGCGCGUCGACGAGUUACAGAACGGAAAUUUCGUGGAUUGAAAUAUGGGUACUCGUUUUAUCCGUUUUGAUUGGGAUUUUGGCACUUGUCGCAACUUGUACAAUCAGUUGCAUGUACAGAAGGUACAAAAUGGAAAAGAAAAAAAGAAUGACAAAAUCGAGACCACCGUCAACGGCUGAUUACAUGACAAUAAAAACCGGAAGUCAAUUGAUGACUCCCGCUGCGGGUUCGGUUAUGGGUUCGCAAUUGAUCGCGCCUAAAUCACAACAUGGCGGCUCGCAAAUGUACAUAAAUAAAUCGGAUAGAUCCGUUUUAGGAUCGCAAUACGUCAUAACAAAAGGUUCGUCACAAAUAAUGAUAAAUCAACCUGCAACGAAAAUGGGUUCUCAACUCAUAAUAAACAAUCCGAAAUCGAAUUUUUCACCGCCGACUCCGCCGCCGCCGACGACAUUUUCGAAUUCUAGUUCCGGUCCUGUAAUUAUGGGGUCGUCACAAAUGUUGGCAUCGACAAACGACAUACACGCGACCGAUGGUCAUCAUUACGACGAUCAAGAUAGAAUAUUUAUAAGCGACGAAUUCGGAUCUCAAAUGAUGUACGAAUACAUCGGAGACGGUAGAGACAAUAUGGCGUUCGAUGACGAUUCGUGA